Messenger RNA from Talaromyces proteolyticus, 607 nucleotides. RefSeq lists its product as uncharacterized. Bases 149 to 505 code for a protein of 118 amino acids. The record is from RefSeq and is a predicted model, not a curated record. Lineage: Eukaryota; Fungi; Ascomycota; Eurotiomycetes; Eurotiales; Trichocomaceae. Gene Ontology annotation, molecular function: DNA-binding transcription factor activity, RNA polymerase II-specific; zinc ion binding. The transcript is spliced from 2 exons. Gene Ontology annotation, biological process: regulation of DNA-templated transcription.
CAACUAACCGCGGAGUACGCAACUCCGUUCUCUCCAACAACCAUCUUCCACUACGUAGUCGAUUAUGACGAUUUUUCAAAAUUGAGAAGCGAUUGUGUUGAUCCCACUACAAACAUUGUUCGGGAUUAUAUAGGACUGGUGAGAUGAAAUGACUAGGCAUGGCAGCCGGCGAGCCUUGAAGGCUUGUCGCUUCUGCCGGCAGCGGAAGAUGAAAUGCGAUAAUAAACAGCCAUCCUGUAAUGCCUGUAAUUUUCAUGGGAAGCAUUGUGUUUAUGAUGAGCUCCCUAAGAGGCCAAGGUCAGUCACUCUCUUGAGAAAGCUAGUUCUCUCCAGAGAUCAUCGUAUAGCAGUCAUCAUUGUGGUUGGUAAACUUUGUAUUACAAGCUUAACAUUUGUGAUAUCUCUUGAUUACAAAUGCGGGCUGCUUAAGCCCGCUGCCAUGAAUGGCUUGCUGCAGAAAGCUUUGUUUAUGAUUUCGUUGAUCCCUAGAAGUGGAAGUCCAUGAUUGAGUAGACAGCCAUAUUGUUACCGCCUAGCGGCCUCUGUGGAGAGACUAGUAACAUAAUCUUGAAGACUCGUGUUGACAGCAGCAGGCCUUCCCAUUCAC